Molecule: messenger RNA, 770 nt
Organism: Pristis pectinata (smalltooth sawfish)
Lineage: Eukaryota; Metazoa; Chordata; Chondrichthyes; Rhinopristiformes; Pristidae
Product: Fanconi anemia group M protein-like
Exons: 4
Coding region: 1-762 (253 amino acids)
Biological process (GO): interstrand cross-link repair; replication fork reversal; double-strand break repair via synthesis-dependent strand annealing
Molecular function (GO): four-way junction DNA binding; four-way junction helicase activity; 3'-5' DNA helicase activity
Source: RefSeq, a predicted model, not a curated record
AUGGAGAAAUCAUUGAGACCAUCUGAUUGCUUUUCCACACCCAGUAUCUUCUGGAACAGCUCCACUGAAAGUUCUGUGGAUAGUCGAGAAAUUUCCUCUGGACCAAAUCUGGUUUCUUCUCUACGUAUUCAACAUAAAUUAAGGCUGAAAUUUGUUCACUCAACGGAUGUGAUUUAUAUAGUGAGCAACAGAAUGGUGGUAGAAAGAAAAUUCUUAAUGGAGUUUGCAAGUAGUGUAAACCGAAGUAAGUUUAUAGACCGUAUUCAGCACCUUCAGGCCAUGUUUGAACGUGUGUGUGUCAUUGUGGAAAAGGACAGAACAAAACCAGGAGAUACAUCUAGGAUAUUUCAGAGGACCAGGUACUAUGAUGGCUUGUUGUCAGCUCUGACCACAGCUGGAAUUAGAAUCUUGUUCAGCUCCAGUCAGGAGGAAACAGCUGGUUUGCUUGCUGAACUUGCCCGUGUUGAGGAGAGAAAGAAUGCUGCCAUUACUGUACCAUUGGAUGUUAGCGGACUGCGGCAACAAAUUUUACAGUUCUACCUCAGCAUUCCUGAUGUCAGUUAUAUAACAGCUUUAAAUCUCUGUCACCACUUCAGCUCUGUUAAAGAGGCUGCUAACAGUUCAGUGGUUGAAAUUGCAGCUCGGGCAAAGGUUGGCCACCGGCGAGCUGAAAAGAUUUACCGUUACCUGCACUAUUUGUUUGAUCCACGGAUGGUACCUGAUCAACCAGGCCAAACUAAUGGGAAACAAAGCUCAUCAUAAAUAUUUUU